Rattus norvegicus (Norway rat) is the source of this 1290-nucleotide messenger RNA. RefSeq names its product amidohydrolase domain containing 1 (gene Amdhd1). Gene Ontology annotation, molecular function: imidazolonepropionase activity; hydrolase activity; hydrolase activity, acting on carbon-nitrogen (but not peptide) bonds. Lineage: Eukaryota; Metazoa; Chordata; Mammalia; Rodentia; Muridae. Gene Ontology annotation, biological process: L-histidine catabolic process. The coding region runs from base 13 to 1290 and encodes 425 amino acids. Gene Ontology annotation, cellular component: cytoplasm. The transcript has 9 exons. The record is from RefSeq and is marked provisional.
AGGACGACCAAGAUGAAUGGCCACCGCCUCCUGCUGGAGAACGCUCAGCAAGUGGUGCUGGUGUGUGCCCGCGGAGAGCUAUAUCUGACAGGGUCUGAGCUGCGCAGCCUGGCAGUGCUGGAGGGCGCCAGCCUGGUGGUGGGCACUGAUGGGCUUAUAAAAGCUGUUGGCCCUGCUGACAUUAUCCGAAGACAGUUUUCCGGAGAAACGUUUGAAGAAAGAAUUGAUUGCUCUGGAAAAUGCAUCUUGCCAGGUUUGGUGGACGCGCACACACAUCCGGUGUGGGCUGGUGAAAGAGUCCAUGAGUUUGCAAUGAAGUUGGCAGGGGCCACGUACAUGGACAUCCACCAGGCUGGAGGAGGGAUCAACUUCACGGUGGAGCACACGCGCCAAGCCUCGGAGGAGGAACUGUUCCGCUCCUUCCAGCAGCGGCUGCAGUGCAUGAUGAGGGCCGGCACCACACUGGUGGAGUGCAAGAGCGGAUAUGGCCUCAACCUGGAGACAGAGCUCAAGAUGCUGCGUGUAAUCGAGCGUGCCCGGCGGGAGCUGCACCUCAGCCUCUCUGCCACUUACUGUGGGGCUCACUCAGUACCCAAAGGGAAAACUGCUGUGGAAGCUGCUGAUGACAUCAUCAGUCACCACCUGCCAAGGCUGAAGGAACUCAGCGAAAAGGGGGAACUGCAUGUGGACAACAUAGACGUGUUCUGUGAGAAGGGCGUCUUUGAUCUGGAUACCACCAGAAGGAUUCUGGAAGGUGGAAAAAAGGUGGGGUUACAGAUCAACUUCCACGGGGAUGAACUCCACCCAAUGAAGGCCGCUGAGCUUGGGGCGGAACUAGGAGCACGGGCGAUCAGCCACCUGGAGGAAGUCAGCGAUGAAGGCAUCGCUGCCAUGGCUGCGGCCCAGUGUUCCGCUGUCCUUCUGCCCACCACGGCCUACAUGCUGAGGCUGAAGCAGCCUCGCGCCAGGAAGAUGCUAGAUGAGGGAGUCAUAGUUGCUCUGGGCAGCGAUUUCAACCCCAACGCGUACUGCUUUUCCAUGCCUAUGGUCAUGCACCUGGCCUGUGUGAACAUGAGGAUGUCCAUGCCAGAGGCUUUGGCCGCUGCCACCAUCAAUGCGGCUUAUGCACUGGGAAAGUCUCACACCCACGGAUCUUUGGAAGUUGGCAAGCAGGGGGAUGCCAUCAUCAUCAAUGCAUCCAGAUGGGAGCAUUUGAUUUACCAGUUUGGAGGCCAUCAAGAAUUAAUUGAUUAUGUUAUAACUAAAGGAAAAGUCAUCUAUAAAAAGUGA